AUGGCUUCGAUUCGAGGUCAUGAGGUCGUGCAUAGCGAUGAUGGCAAGUACCAUAUACGACUGGGAAACGCCAUCACGGAGCCCAAGACCAAGAUACGAGGAUCUUCCGUUGCGGUGUUCCACGGAACCAUGUUGAAGCUCAAGGUCGAAGCAACUAACUCUGCAACUGACGGGCGGUAUAGGAUGGUGUACCGACCAUCUGUCUCGCCGCCGAGCGGGUCAGACUCCAGCAGUGUCCUCAACGAGCAGUUGCCAGCGCAUGGUGUUCCCGAUCAUACUAUCGAGCAACAGGACGUCGUUGCGCCUGUCUACGAAGAAGGCGAGGAGAUUAUCGUCAAGAUCUUCACGGUCGGCCACUCGAGUUGGAGUCGCGCGAAUGUUGAGAUCGCAUCCCUCAAGUGCCUCACACAACACCAAUGCCAGCAUGCGCCUACAUAUCUAGGCGACUUCGAUAACAGACGUGCCGGUCCCAGGGGCGAAGUCGUACGCUAUGUGCUCAUGUCGAAGCUGCCGGGCUACGCUCUGGCCGACAGCGAAGACUGGAAAGAUGAGGGUACGGAAGGAAAAGUGAGAAGCGCUUUCGCAACGGCGAUCGACGCCGUGCAUUCUUGUUGCGUUGACAACGACUCCCACAUGGGUCGCAACGUCCUCUGGAGCGAAGAAGAGGAAAAGGGUUACAUUGUCGAUUUCGAACGCGCGAUCUUCUAUACUUCGUCGUCUAAGAUCCCUGCGGUCUACUCGGAUUUCGACUGGUGGAACAUCGACAACUGA
This is a messenger RNA of Ramularia collo-cygni, 771 nucleotides long. RefSeq lists its product as uncharacterized. The coding region runs from base 1 to 771 and encodes 256 amino acids. The record is from RefSeq and is a predicted model, not a curated record. NCBI's taxonomy places the organism in Eukaryota, Fungi, Ascomycota, Dothideomycetes, Mycosphaerellales, Mycosphaerellaceae. The transcript has 4 exons.